Anoplopoma fimbria (sablefish) is the source of this 1227-nucleotide messenger RNA. Its product is annotated as MANSC domain-containing protein 4-like. The record is from RefSeq and is a predicted model, not a curated record. NCBI's taxonomy places the organism in Eukaryota, Metazoa, Chordata, Actinopteri, Perciformes, Anoplopomatidae.
AUGAAUGUCACGCGGGGUUUGCUGACGGUUUUGAGCCUGGUGUGCCACACCGAGUCCAGAUGCUCUCCGACGUCUUAUUACAAGAACUGCUGGAUUCGUAGGUUUCCAGGGAUUUACAUCGACAUCGAGGAGUCCCAGCGGAGAGGAGCGCAGCUUCUCAGGUUCUACCAGGAGGAGAGCGCGCUGAAAUGCAGCCGCACCUGCUGCCUCACGAGGAACUUUUCCUGUAAUCUGGCCGUAUUCCACUAUGAUACCACGCAAGAGAACUGCUUCCACCUGCACUGUCCAACACUGGAGAGCUGUAUUCUGAGCCACAGAGGCAACGUUGUUCUCUAUAAUAUCACAAAGGGCGUGGAUCCUGACCUGUUGGUGUUUGGAAAAUACUUCACCUCCAAUGUACGCCUGUUACCCCACCACUACAGCCGAGGCAACGCCUCAGAGCCGCUGCCCUCGGACAAACGCCAGUUCUAUCACCCCCCUCCGCCCGCUGCACCGCCUCUGACUUCAGCACUCACAGUUAAACCCUCCACCACAGCAAGCAUCCCCACCACCUCCACCUCCACCUCCACCUCCACCGCUGUCACCACUACGCAGCAGAGCACCAGUCAGCCUUCAACACUUCCCUCAACUACAGCUCCCUUAUCUUCCACUCCAGAGACUCUUCUAGCUUCUAGGAGCCACGCGCAAACAACAACCCCCACCACCUCCACCACUUCUCUUGCACCCAUCUUUACCAUGCCUCCUUCAUCCAGCACAGCAUCCACCCUCAGCUCUUACAAUCCCAAAACAAUCCUUGCUUCUUCUACCACCACUGCACAGCCGUCCACUUCCACGACCCAUCGUUACACCACCACCUCCCCUCAGCUGGCCACCAGCCCUCCACCUUCCACAGCCCUUAUGGUCAGUGUAGAGAGCAGUAAGCAAUACCCCAAUGCCACCAAGGGCAGCCUGGGGAGGAACCACACUGCAGGCGGUGAUGAAGGCCAAGGUGCCAGCGGAGAGGACACCUUCGGGGGUUUGGGACCCGACUGGCACGUAGCCGCCCACACCUUGCUGGUUGCGGUGGCCAUCUGUAUCACAGUGCUGCUGAGCUGCUGCUGCUCCGUUCUGCUGGUCGUGAGCUGGAGGGGUCAGAGGAAGAGGAUGGGGCGCUACCGAACAUCGUGGAGAGGGAAAAGAGGCUCCAUGCGUCUGGUAAAAUACGUGCUGGUCAGAGAAAACUCCUGA